Messenger RNA from Fusarium oxysporum Fo47, 1053 nucleotides. RefSeq names its product zinc-binding alcohol dehydrogenase family protein. The coding region runs from base 1 to 1053 and encodes 350 amino acids. Gene Ontology annotation, molecular function: oxidoreductase activity, acting on NAD(P)H. The record is from RefSeq and is a predicted model, not a curated record. Lineage: Eukaryota; Fungi; Ascomycota; Sordariomycetes; Hypocreales; Nectriaceae. The transcript has a single exon.
AUGAAUAAAUGUAUCUUUGUCGACGACUCCUGCAAUCUGUCUAUUCGCGACAUACCAGAAACCUACCAUCCCAAGGAUAGCCAAGCCCUGGUCAAAGUCGAAUACUCAGGCAUCAAUCCAGCCGACCUUAACCAUCCAAAGGAUCUGGGCAUGAAGAACAACGUAUGCGGCUAUGAAGUCUGCGGCACCGUCAUAGAAGCAGGAAGGACUAGUCGCUACGCAGUAGGGGACGUCGUCUUUGGAUCCAACCAUCCCGGACGCUCGAAACCAGGAUAUCAUGGCGGCCAUCAAGACUUUGCCAUUGUGGAGUCAAACUUGAUGUCAGCCAAAUUACCCGAUCAACUCCCUCGUGCAGAUGCCGCUGCUCUCAGUAUCAUGGUGCGCUCAGCUGCAGAUGCGUUGAUGAAUCAUUUCGAGAUCCCUUUCCCUGCUAUAAGCGUCUUGGGGCCACCUCCUAAUGGCGCCCUAUUGGUUUGGGGCGGUGCGAGUAGCGUGGGGAGUGCCGCGAUACAGCUCGCAAAGGCUAUGGGAGUGAAAUGGAUAUUCACGACUGCUUCGCCUGCCAACCAUGAGGCGCUGCUUGAGCUCGGCGCAACAAAGUGUUUUAACUAUCGAGAUCCAGAUGUCGUUAAUGCUGUCAGGGCUGAAUGCGAGGAAACUGGCGUCACAAUCAGAUAUGUGCUAGACACAGUGUGCAAGACAGGCAGUCCUGGAACCAUUGAGCAGUGUGAGUCGAUUGCCACCGCACCAGAUGUCACAUUCGUCAGUUGCCUGCCCCAAUUCAGUAAGCCACCACGAUGGAGAAUGGUUUUUGCUUCUAGGGAAAUCGACAAUCCUAUCCCCUUCGAAUUUCCUGGGGGUAAUAAAGCAAAUGCCGUGUGGGAGGCUCGGCUAGAGAGGGCGGUUGUUUGGGCUGCGAAGAACUACGGGACGCAAUUCCGAAUUCCCAAUCUCAAGAUUGUGGAGGGGGCUGAGAAUGGAAUACAGGCUAUCAAGGAUGUGAAUGAAGGAAAGGUCAGCUUGACCAAGGUUGUCAUCAAACACCCGCUUUAG